AUGGCCCUGCUGGAGUGGGUCAUGAUGAACUCCUACGUGGAGUUCGACAGCCGAAUUUUUCGCCAAACGCAAGGGACUGCCAUGGGAACUCCCGCGGCUGUCUGCUUUGCUGUGCUUUUUAUGAGCUGGCUGGACGAGAUGCUGACAAGGAGGUGGUCUGGGACGAUCCCGUUGUGCCACGUACGCUACAUCGACGAUGGGCUGAUCAUCUGGCCCGGAUCAAGGGCGGAGUUGGAGGAGUACCUGGACACUUUCAACUCGCUUGACCCCAAUAUCAAGCUCACGUGGCAGAUCUCAGACAGUUCGGCUGAUUUUCUCGACUUGGUCAUCUUCAAGGGACCACGGGGAGGGAAUGAUGUUGCAACUUCUCAACCGAUUUCGAUUGUGGCGCAGAUGGCAACGAAGCACCAUCCCAAUCUGGUGCGGCUGCUGGGGUAUGCAGUGGGGGGCCAUGUGAACACGCGGGUGGAGAACAUUCUCGUCUACGAGUUCAUCGCCAAUGGCGACCUGCGCCACUGGAUCGCCCCAGGCAGAGGAGCCACCAUCAGUGCGAUCAGCCCAGCCAAUGAGUCGUGUGCCUCUGCCAGCAACGAGCCAAUCUCCAUCUCCAAAUGGGCAACUGGUCUCAUGGCAGAGGGGAAGACAUCACCCCUCAGGGAUCCCCGCAUGGAAGCACCUGAGGACAUCACCAUACGCCUUGCCCACCUCGCUGUCACCUGCACUGCCAUGCCCACCGCCUCCCGCCCCUCCAUGUCCCGAGUGGCCCAAUACCUGGAAAUUAUACGAGAGGAGGCGGAAGGGGGGGAUGCGAGAGUGAGAGCUGCAGCAAGGGUUGACGAGAAGCUGUCGAGCCAGCGGUUACGGAGGAGCAUGGAGGAGGAUCUAGCAUUGCUGAAUGAGCAAGUCAUGCACGAGGGUGACACAACGGCUGUCUCUGCACAGACAUGA
Messenger RNA from Closterium sp. Naga37s-1, 948 nucleotides. The record is from the annotation of a GenBank genome assembly. NCBI's taxonomy places the organism in Eukaryota, Viridiplantae, Streptophyta, Zygnematophyceae, Desmidiales, Closteriaceae.